AUGACAGACGCAGCACUUCACGGUGACAAGCUCAACGAAGAGCGAGCAUUCAUCAAGCGAUAUACCGAAGGACUCUCUUCUCACAAGGUAGAAUAUCCCGCAGACUUCUCUACCCCUCUCCAAGAUAGACCUAGGAAAGUAGCUGUAGUAGGUGUAGAAGUUGCUGAACCACCUUCAGCGGAGGGUAUGGAUGUUGAUACUCCUUCACAAGAUACCGUAACAAUCACUAUAAAAUGUCUCAAACCCUCUCUCACUUUACCUAUCACCGCGAAUCUUACCGAUACAGUCACCGACCUCAAAUCACAAAUCGCCAAAUCAGCCGCUACAGCGCCUUCAGCAGAUAGUCAGAGGCUAUUACUCAAAGGAAAAGCUUUGACCGAUACCAAAUUGCUUAAAGAAUACGAUAUAAAAGAUGGAGCGAUCUUGCAUCUCAUGGUCAAAGUUGCUACCACGAAGGAACUGACUUCUGACGAAGCUACUUUCACUGCGCCAUCUUCUACCUCACCCGCCCCUCCCGCGCUGACCAUUACGACUUCGAUUGAUGGGAUCGAACCGGGAACUUCAAUGCCUCUUACCAAUAUUGAUUCGGCCGCCCCACCCCUCGGUCCCCAACCUCAAGUAUCCUCAGCAUCUUUCCAUCAGACUAUCGCCGACCCUCAAUUCUGGCAGAAGAUACAUGCCUUGUGUGUGAGCGAAUUCCCACUUGAGGAUGAGGCGGAUGCGGCGUGGGAGACGUUCUUGGUUUCGAUGAAAGGGAAAUUGAGUGCUGGGGAAGCAGCGAAGAUUAGGGAUGUUGUUGGUGUGACUGGAAUGGGCGGACAGAUGGCGACUUAA
Molecule: messenger RNA, 834 nt
Organism: Kwoniella botswanensis
Lineage: Eukaryota; Fungi; Basidiomycota; Tremellomycetes; Tremellales; Cryptococcaceae
Exons: 2
Coding region: 1-834 (277 amino acids)
Biological process (GO): ubiquitin-dependent protein catabolic process
Cellular component (GO): cytosol
Molecular function (GO): polyubiquitin modification-dependent protein binding
Source: RefSeq, a predicted model, not a curated record